GUCAUAUCACAACUUUAUUGACAUUUGAUUAUUUACUGCUGUUGUGAACAUAUUUUGCAAAUAUAAUUUAUUUUUAACAAUAUAUUUCAAGCAAAUAUAACAAAAUACAAAGCGAUACUACACGAUGAGCAAUUCCGACCCAGAGACGAUAGACGAAAACCAGCCACCGACGGAUUCCAAACAGCCGCAAUCAACCACUGCCAGCGAGGACGCCGAAAUAGUACCAAAACAUCUACGAUCACGAUACUGGAAUAGUUGGGAGGAGAUGCGUUUGGUGGAAUUAUGGCGACUCCAUAGCAAUGAAGUGACGACCUUAAAACAGAAUAUACCAAUAUUCCGUACCAUAUCAGAGGGUAUGCGCGAAUAUGGCUUUCAUGUCAAUGCACAGGAGGUGCGGCGUAAAAUAAACAAUUUCAAAAACAAAUACAUUGCCGAACGUCGUCGCAUGGAAUUGGGCGAAAAAGAGAAGCAAAGCAACUGGAGACUAUACCCACUAAUUCACUGCCUAUUAGCGCCACGACAAAAGAACCAACUGCUUACACAUCAACAAUUGAUAUUAGAGCAACUAUUUGCUAAAAUCCCCGUAUAUUUGUUGAACAAAGAGUUGCCUAUUUCGGAAAUGACAGUCUCUAAUUCUUUACCAAAAACAUCUAUCUUUCCAACGAAAUCCGCAGAAGCCUCCACUUUGCCGACACAAACACGUUGUCAGGCAAGAUACCAGCCAUAUAGCAGAGCAGCAAUUGGUGAUUCCAGCGUUUUAAUACGUAGCAAUUUUACCAAGGAGAGAUUAACGCAAAUACGUGUCGACAACAGCAUAUUAUCCGAUCAGCGCGAUGCAGCGUUGAAACAACUGAAAUCUGAAGAGCGCUCAUUUAAAGCGUUGGAGAGUUUCCUUAUGAAUUGGCAAAGUAAACACGAAAUUGUAUUACGACGUUUGCAAUGCACGAAUGGAAAGUGACAAUAGUGUUCAUAGUGAUUCUAAGCACAUUUUUCUGUCACAUUAAAAGUGCGUGUUUCAUUAGGUUUUUAAUAUAUUUUACGCUACUUAAUAUAAUUUAUUUAUAGCUUAGUUAGUAAUUUUCUUGAGUCACCUUAGUUUUUAGACACAUCAAUACUAAAUUAUUUCAAAAAAUUUUAUGUUUUUUUGUUAAACUAAAAAACGUAAAUUAAUUAUUUUAUUUUUACUUUUUAUUUCAUCAUCAGCAUCUAUGUAACUAUAAAUUUUUCGAUUUCGUAUCUGUCACAUUUCUCAUUGUAUGUUGUAGAAUAUAUCGGCACAGUUCUUGUUUCGUUUAGGCAAUAAGUAAAAUACAAUCCAUUUUAGUGAAUAUGUAUGCACAUAGCACAUAGUUAGACACAGUGCUAUGCUAUUGACGAAUGACAAUGAAAUGCUCCAGUGCUAGCCGUGUUAACUAAAAAUUAUUACACCGUCUACUUUUUGUUUUUGUUUGUUGAUAAGGCUAACUAGUGAAAGCACUUGAACUUAAUUACAUAUGAAUACGUAGACACUUAAGUUUUGUUAUGUGCAAAUGGAAUACGAAUAACUGUACAGAAAAUACAACUUAAUUUGAACGCGUGUUUCAACAAAACAAAAAUCUACACUUUUGUGUUUUAUUUUCAUCUGCUUAUACUGGACUGUAAGCACUUAUUAUGUAGUAACGAUUUGCCGACUUAUUGUAUUUUUGUUAACGAAUUAUUCACUUCCACGUAAUUCUAUAUUUAUUUCACUUAAUUAAAUGCCACACACACAUUCGUUUAUUUAAA
Zeugodacus cucurbitae (melon fly) is the source of this 1764-nucleotide messenger RNA. RefSeq lists its product as uncharacterized. The coding region runs from base 125 to 958 and encodes 277 amino acids. Lineage: Eukaryota; Metazoa; Arthropoda; Insecta; Diptera; Tephritidae. The record is from RefSeq and is a predicted model, not a curated record. Gene Ontology annotation, cellular component: nuclear body. The transcript is spliced from 3 exons. Gene Ontology annotation, biological process: positive regulation of DNA-templated transcription.